This is a messenger RNA of Lodderomyces margitis, 957 nucleotides long. RefSeq names its product Fgr10p (gene FGR10). The transcript has a single exon. Gene Ontology annotation, molecular function: threonine-type endopeptidase activity. The record is from RefSeq and is a predicted model, not a curated record. Gene Ontology annotation, biological process: protein maturation. Lineage: Eukaryota; Fungi; Ascomycota; Pichiomycetes; Serinales; Debaryomycetaceae. Bases 1 to 957 code for a protein of 318 amino acids.
AUGGAGGACGGAUUGGACCGAAUUAUCGUGCUUCAUAUAGGUGCUGGGAAACAUAAUGAAAAAAGUAGGAACGACUAUGUCAAAUUAAUGAAAAAGGCUUUAAAAAAAGGUGAUAUAAUUGCGGUCAACAAUAUCUUAGAGCACUCAUCAUUAACAAACACUGGAUAUGGAUCUAGUUUGAAUAUUUUAGGGGAAGUUGAAAUCGAUGCCAGUUAUUACAAGAGCAAUGGUGAAUCAGGAGCCCUUUCAGGCUUACAAGUUGAUUCGCCAACACAGGAGAUGUUUCGAAUUUUCAAUAAAAUCAAUGAUCAACAUAAUACUACUGGAGAACAGAGACUAACACGACCGGUGAGCUUAAAUUGCACCAGUUUGAAAAGAUAUAUGGAUAUCCCAACUAAUGAAAAUCUUGUAUCUGCCAAAUCAAAAAGGAUUUACGAUAUGUAUAAGGAUCGAAUACUAAAGUACCAUGGUGAUGAGGUUAUAAAUGACACCAUUGGAUCCAUAGUAAUAGACACAAGGUUCAAUCACACUGCAUUAGCUACUACAUCAGGUGGUCACUUCUUCAAAUUACCAGGAAGAAUUGGGUGUGCUGGUAUAGUUGGAGCAGCUAUAUACUAUGAAAAGAUUAACGAUUUGGAAAUUAGUUGCAUGUGUUCAGGAAAUGGAGAACAAAUUAUUCAAACUUCAUUAGCACAACUGAUUGUUAAAAAUGUUCGUUAUAUAGAUGAAGGAGACUAUGGUCCACAAUUGGAAAGGCUAAUUCAAGAAAUGACGCCCCAGAUUUACUGCGGUUUCAUUGUUGUAUUGAAACGAUCAAAUGGAAGGAUACAGCUACUAUAUGGACACACUACUGAAUCAUUCUACUUUGGCACUAGAGUUCAUGACGCAACAAGAGUUAUUCUCAGUUGUGCUGAACAAGAGGGUAAAUUUACCUUUGGCGAAUAUAAACUAAGAUGA